Messenger RNA from Gallus gallus (chicken), 9761 nucleotides. RefSeq names its product laminin subunit alpha 2 (gene LAMA2). Gene Ontology annotation, biological process: axon guidance; cell adhesion; regulation of cell migration. The record is from RefSeq and is a predicted model, not a curated record. Lineage: Eukaryota; Metazoa; Chordata; Aves; Galliformes; Phasianidae. Gene Ontology annotation, cellular component: basement membrane. The transcript has 66 exons. Bases 56 to 9637 code for a protein of 3193 amino acids. Gene Ontology annotation, molecular function: signaling receptor binding; extracellular matrix structural constituent.
GUCCGGGGCACCGGGGUCCUCUCGCCUCUCUCCGACAGCUCACUCGUCUGGCGGGAUGGGCCGGCGGCUCGGCCGCCCGGGAGCGAUGGCACGGGCAAGUUUGCCGUUCCUCCUGCUCCUUGCUGCGCUCUGCAGCCGGGGUCAGCAGCCACAGCCGCCACCGUCGCAAAGAGGAUUGUUUCCCGCAGUGCUGAACUUGGCUACUAAUGCUCUCAUCACAACCAAUGCUACUUGUGGAGAAAAGGGUCGGGAAAUGUACUGCAAACUUGUUGAACAUGUUCCUGGACAGCCUGCAAGGAACCCUCAGUGCCGUAUUUGUGAUCAAAGGAGUAGGGUUCUACAUCAACGACAUCCAAUAACAAAUGCAAUUGAUGGCAAGAACACUUGGUGGCAAAGCCCUAGUAUCCAGAAUGGAAUCGAAUAUCAUUACGUGACUAUUACACUGGAUCUCCAACAGAUUUUCCAGAUUGCAUAUGUUAUUGUGAAAGCAGCUAAUUCACCUCGACCUGGGAAUUGGAUAUUAGAGCGUUCUCUGGAUGGUGUAGACUAUCAGCCAUGGCAGUAUUAUGCUAUUACAGAUAGUGAGUGCCUGACACGCUACAAUAUUCAUCCCCGUCCUGGAACUCCAUCCUAUAUGAAAGAUGAUGAAGUUAUAUGCACCUCUUAUUAUUCUAAGAUCCAUCCUCUGGAGAACGGAGAGAUUCACACUUCUCUAAUUAAUGGACGGCCGAGUGCUGAUGAUCCUUCACGUACAUUACUGGAAUUCACCUCUGCUCGCUUUAUUCGUCUGAGAUUUCAGAGGAUACGAACACUAAACGCUGAUUUAAUGAUGUUUGCACACAAAGAUCCCACUGAAAUUGAUCCCAUCGUUACAAGGAGGUAUUACUACUCUAUAAAAGAUAUCUCAGUUGGUGGCAUGUGCAUAUGCUCAGGCCAUGCGAAGGCUUGUCCACUUGAUCCAGUGACCAAUAAAUCUGUCUGUCAGUGUGAGCACAACACUUGUGGAGAGACAUGUGAUCGGUGUUGUCCUGGUUUCAAUCAAAAACCUUGGCAUGCUGGGACUUUCCUGGUUAAGCACCAAUGUGAACCAUGCAACUGUCAUGGGAAGACCGAGGAAUGUUACUACGAUCAGAAUGUGGCAGACAGAAAUCAGAGUUUGAAUAUUUUUGGAGAAUACAUCGGGGGUGGAGUGUGUGUUAAUUGUACAAGCCACACUGAUGGCAUAAACUGUGAGACCUGUGUUGAUGGCUACUUCAGACCUAAAGGGGUAUUGCCAGAUAGCCCAGAUCCAUGCCAGCCUUGUUCCUGUGAUCCAAAUGGGUCUUUACAUGAAACUUGUGUCAAAGACGAAAAACAUGCAGAAGGAGACAUGUUACCUGGUUUCUGUCACUGCAAGACCGGCUAUGCAGGAGAGCACUGCAGUAGAUGUGCCUUGGGUUAUACGGGAUAUCCUGACUGCCUGCCCUGCAACUGCUCAGUGGAAGGCAGCGCGAAUAUUGACCCUUGUGUAGGUCUCUGUGUCUGUAAGGAACAUGUCGAAGGAGAAAACUGUGAUCGUUGCAAAUCAGGCUUCUUCAAUCUGCAGCAAAAUAAUCCCAAAGGCUGUGAGGAAUGUUUCUGCUCUGGGAAAACAAAUGUCUGCACAAGCUCUCACUUUACGUACAGAAAUAUAGAAGACAUGAAUGAUUGGUAUCUAGUCGGCUUAUCUGGUCUCAUCAGAGUUACUCCUAAGCAAAAGAAUAUUGGUGGGCGUCAACAGCUUAGCAUCAACAACGUGUCUGCACGUAAAGUACUGCCACAGACUUAUUAUUGGAGUGCACCCAGUUCUUAUUUGGGCAACAAAGUAACAGCUGCUGGAGGGCUUCUGAAAUUCACAGUCUCCUAUGAUUUCACAAAGCAAGAAGAGGCAGCUCAAUUGAUGAUCCAACCUGAUGUCAUCAUAGAGGGAGGAGGUGAUUUGAGAAUCAACACUCCAAAAGGCAGAAUUCACCUGCAGCCUUCUGAAGUGCAUACUGAAGAAAUUGUGCUGAAACCAGAAUCUUUCUCGUUGCAUGGCACUGAUGUUCCAGUCAGCAGGAGGGAGUUCAUGACCAUCUUCGCAAACAUCAAGAGGAUCCUUAUAAGAGCCACAUACAGCUAUGGGAUGAAUGCCAUCUACAGGCUAAAUGGUGUUAGCAUUGAAGCUGCUGACUACUCUUCAACUGGGAGAAAGCUAGCAUCUCCAGUGGAGUUAUGUGACUGUCCCCCAGGUUAUGCCGGUACCUCAUGUGAGUAUUGCUGGCCACAACACAGACGUGUGAACGGCACAAUCUUUGGUGGAGUCUGCACGCCAUGUACAUGCUUUGGUCAUGCAGAAUCAUGUGAUGAUAUCACAGGGGAAUGCCUGGACUGCAAACACAACACAGGUGGUUCAUAUUGUGAUAGAUGUCUUCCUGGUUUCUAUGGCGAUCCUACUAAAGGAACAGCUGAAGACUGUCAGUUGUGUGCUUGCCCACUAAAUAUACCUUCUAACAACUUUAGCCCAACGUGCCAUUUUGACCAAAGCCAUGGAUUAAUAUGUGAUGAAUGCCCAGUUGGGUAUGUGGGACCACGCUGUGAAAGGUGUGCAGAAGGCUAUUUUGGACAACCUCUAAUACCAGGGGGAUCAUGCCAACCAUGCCAAUGUAAUAACAACCUUGACUUCUCCAUUCCUGGCAGCUGUGACAGCUUGUCUGGUGCUUGCCUGAUAUGUAAGUCAGGUACAACAGGCCAGUAUUGUGAGAGGUGUGCUGACGGAUAUUUUGGUGAUGCUCUUGAUGCAAGGAACUGUCAACCCUGCCGUUGCCAUGUCAAUGGAUCCAUCUCAGAGAUCUGUGACUCUCAGACUGGCCAGUGCGAGUGUAAAGCCAACGUAAUUGGACGCCAGUGUGACACGUGCAAGCCUGAAACGUUUGGCUUACAAUCUUCCAGAGGAUGUGUUCCCUGCAACUGCAACUCUUUUGGUUCCAAAUCCUUUGACUGUGAUGGAAAUGGACAGUGUUACUGCCAGCCAGGAGUGACAGGGAAGAAGUGUGACCGCUGUGCUCAUGGAUUUUACAACUUUGAAGAAGGAGGCUGUACUCCCUGUGCCUGUUCACAAUUUGGUAAUAACUGUGAUCCUGUCAGUGGCCGCUGUAUCUGCCCCCCCAAUACCAUUGGAGAGAUGUGUGACAAGUGUGCACCAAAUCACUGGGGCCAUGACAUUGUCCAUGGUUGCAAGCCCUGUGACUGUAGCCUCAUUGGAGCCCUAAGUGCUCAGUGUGACUUGAAUACAGGCUGCUGCUUCUGCCUCCCUGAAUUCUCUGGGGAUAAAUGCACUGAGUGCAGGUCGGGUUACUGGAAUUAUCCACAAUGCAUUGCUUGUCAGUGUGUCCUAUCUGGGACUGAUCCACGGAGCUGUGAAACAGAUCUGGGGACAUGCUCAUGUGUUAAUCAUACUGGCCAAUGCAGCUGCAAGGUCAAUGUGGAAGGUGUCCACUGUGACAGGUGCAAGUCUGGCACAUUUGGCCUCUCUGCCAGAAACCCACUUGGCUGCAGCAGUUGCUAUUGCUUUGGCUUGACUACACAGUGCAGUGAGGCAAGGGGGCUGAUCCGCACGUGGGUGACCUUGAGGCCAGAGCAAAUGGUUCUGCCGCUGGUGGAUGAAAAACUUCAUCAAAGCACUCUUUCAGGGAUUGCAUUCCAGCCUCCUGAAAUAGUAGCAAAUAUAGAGCAGGUGAUGCAGAUUCUUCGUUCAGAACCUGUUUACUGGAGGCUUCCAGAGCAGUUUGAAGGAAGAAAGCUGACUGCUUAUGGAGGGAAACUAAAAUAUGCAAUCUACUUUGAAGCACGAGAAGAAACGGGCUUUACUACUUACUUCCCCCAAGUGAUCAUCAGAGGUGGCCCUCCCACCCAUACAAGAAUUAUUGUCCGACAUAUGGCUGCCCCUCUGAUUGGACAGCUGACAAGGCAUGAGAUAGAGCUGACAGAGCAUGAAUGGGAAUAUUAUGGUGAUGGCCAAAGAGUGAGAAACAUUGUGCCCUGGGAAUAUCAGGAUGACCCUGCAGUCAACAAGACCAUGUCUCAGGCAGAUUUCACAUGGAAACGUUAUGCAGAUGACUCAAGGCGAAGUAGAGUUGUAUCCCGAGAAGACUUCCUGAAUGUGCUGUAUGAUGUUCAUUACAUUCUUAUUAAGGCUACUCAUGGCAACAUCAUGAGGCAGAGCAGGAUUUCUGAGAUCUCAAUGGAAGUUGCUGAAGGUGGCGUUGUUUCUGGAAUGACUCCUCAGGCUAACUUGAUUGAGCAAUGUGACUGUCCACUGGGUUACUCUGGUUUGUCUUGUGAGUCAUGCUCUCCAGGAUUUUACAGGCUUCCAGCCUCACAUGGAGGAAGGAUACCUAGUCAGUCCCUAGGUGCCUGUGUUGUGUGUCAAUGUCAUGGGCACAGUACUAUGUGUGACCCAGAAACAUCAGUUUGUCAGAACUGUCAGCACAAUACUGCCGGUCAGCACUGUGAGAGAUGUGCAUUGGGGUUUUAUGGCAUUAUCCAAGGAUCUCCAGAGGACUGCCAGCCUUGUGCUUGUCCCCUUUCCAUUUCCAGUAACAAUUUUAGCCCUUCUUGUGUUGUGGAAGGACCUAGUGAUUACCGGUGUACUGCAUGCCCACCUGGAUAUGAAGGCCAGUAUUGUGAAAGAUGUUCUCCUGGCUACACAGGAAAUCCACAAACCCCAGGAGGAUCCUGCCAGGAAUGUGAGUGUGAUCAAUAUGGUUCCAUGCCUGUACCCUGUGACCCUGCCACCGGAGUGUGUACUUGCAAGCCUGGAUUCACAGGGUGGAAGUGUGCUGGCUGUGAACAUCGAUAUGCACGUGAUGGCAUGAAAUGCAUUUCUUGUGAUGAUGAAUGUACAGGACUCCUUCUCAAUGACCUGGAUCGACUAAACCAGAUGAUCAUGAGUGUUAACCUGACUGGUCCACUGCCUGCUCCAUAUAAAUUGUUGUACAGUUUUGAGAACACAACACAGGAAUUAAAGCAUUUGCUUUCACCUCAGCGAGCACCAGAGAGACUUCUUCAGUUAGCUCAGGAUAAUCUGGAUACACUGGUGACAGAAAUGGAUGAACUACUGACAAGAGCUACCAAGGUGACAGCAGAUGGCGAGCAAACAAGGCAGGAUGCUGAGAGGACCCAUGACAGAGCAAGAUCUCUUGGACAGUUCAUGAAGGGCAUUCUCCAAGCUGCUGAAGCUGUAAAUGAAGAUGCUAUAAGACUGAAUGAGACUCUUGGAAUCCCAGACAAGACUUUGGAGAAGAGUCUCCCAGAACUGCAGAGUGAGGCUGACAGAAUGGUCACAGAGAUGAGAAGUAAAAAGCUGAAUAUGCAAGAAAGAAUGGCUCAAGAUGAGUUCAAGAAUGCAGAAGAUCUUUUGAACAAAGUGAAGAAAUUAUUUGGAGAGCCCAGUGAGAAAAAUGAGGAUCUCAAAAAUGAAGUCCGGGACAAGCUAGCAAACUACCACACGAAAGUUGACGAUGCUCGAGAUCUGCUAAGAGACGCUAUGGAUAAAAUUAGAGAGGCUAAUCGUUUAUCUGCAGUCAACCAAAGUAACAUGACCAUGGUAGAGAUAAGGAAGCAAGCUGUAGAAGAUGGCAGACAAGGUGUUGAGAAGAGUCUGCAGGAAGGGAAUGACAUCCUUAAUGAAGCCAACAACCUUAUAAAUGAAAUCAACGUAGCUGUAGAGUAUGUGGAAAGUGUUGCAGAUAAGAUACAGUCAAUGUCCGAUCAGCUGAAGGAUAAAAUAGAUGAUUUAUCACAAGAAAUUCAAGACAAAAUGCUUCCAGAAAAGGUAUUACAAGCUGAGAACCAUGCAGCACAGCUGAAUGAAUCAUCUGCAGUACUGGAUGGAAUCCUUGCUGAAGCAAAAAACCUUUCUUUCAAUGCCACACUUGCUUUCAAUGCUUAUACCAACAUCAAGGAUUACAUAGAUGAAGCUGAAAAAGUUGCCAAGGAAGCCAAGGCUCUUGCAAAUGAAGCUAUGCAAGCGACAUCUGGUCCUCAAGGGUCAUUGAAGGAUGAUGCCAAGAGCUCUCUUCAGAAAAGCUUCAGGGUCUUUAAUGAUGCUAUGGUGUUAGAAAAUGAUGUUAAAGAAAAGGAAGAUGACCUGGACAGCAUGCAGAACAGACUGAAAGAUGCUGAUGAGAAGAAUUCUAUUCUCCUGAAAACUCUGAAUGAAACCUUUGGGAAGCUCUCAGCCAUUCCCAAUGAUACAGCUAUAAAGGUACAGGCAGCUAAAGACAAAGCAAGACAAGCCAACAAUACUGCAAAUGAUGUCCUGGCCCAGAUUAAAGACCUCAACCAGAAUCUCUUUGGCUUGAGAAACAACUACAGUAAGCUUGCAGAUGAUGUGGCAAAAACAAAUGCUGUUGUGAAGGAUCCUAUCAAGAACAAAAUAAUUGCUGAUGCAGAUUCUAGUAUAAAACACCUGGAAAAGGAGGCAGAUCGCCUCCUAGAUAAACUCAAGCCAAUCAAAGAACUUCAGGAUAAUUUAGGGAAAAACAUUUCUCAGAUAAAAGAGCUGAUAAACCAAGCUCGGAAGCAAGCCAAUUCGAUCAAAGUGUCCGUGUCUUCUGGAGGCAACUGUAUUCGGACAUACAGACCAGAAAUAAAAAAAGGAACGUACAAUACCAUCAUUGUCAAUGUGAAGACUGUAGUUGCUGACAAUCUGCUUUUUUACCUUGGAAGUGCCAAGUUUACUGACUUCUUGGCCAUAGAAAUGCGCAAAGGCAAGGUGAGCUCCCUGUGGGAUGUGGGAUCUGGUGUUGGACGGGUAGAGUAUCCAGAUCUGACCAUUGAUGAUGGGUUUUGGUACCGGAUUGAAGCCUCUAGGACUGGGAAAAAUGGCACUAUAUCAGUGCGAGCUCUGGAUGGCCCCAAAGCCAGCAUUGUGCCAGCCACUUUCAGUGGUGUCUCUCCACCUGGAUAUACCAUUUUGGAUGUUGAUGCUAAUGCCCUGCUGUUUGUUGGAGGUUUAACUGGAAAAAUAAAGAAAUCAGAUGCUGUAAGAGUCACCACUUUCACUGGCUGCAUGGGUGAAACCUUCCUAGACAGCAAACCCAUAGGACUGUGGAAUUUCAGGGAUAUAGAGGGUGACUGCAAGGGGUGCGCUGUCAGCCCACAGGUGGCAGAUGGUGAAGGGACAGUCCAGUUUGACGGUGACAGCUAUGCUGUAGUGAGCCGCCCAAUCCGUUGGAACCCUAAUAUUUCCACAGUCAUGUUCAAAUUCAGGACCUUCUCAUCCAAUGCCCUGCUGAUGUAUCUUGCUACUGAGGACUUGAAGGAUUUUAUGAGUGUAGAACUCAGCGGUGGGCGUAUAAAAGUCAGCUACGAUCUGGGUUCAGGUACAGCUUCUGUUACCAGCAACCAAAAUCAUAAUGAUGGCAAAUGGAAGUCUUUUACUCUGUCAAGAAUUCAGAAGCACGCGAACAUAUCAAUUGUAGACAUAGACACCAAUGAAGAAGAGACCAUAGCAACAACCUCUACAGGCAGCCACUUUGGACUCAACUUAAAAGGGCACGAGAAAAUAUAUUUUGGUGGAUUGCCGACCCUUAGAAACCUAAGUAUGAAAGCAAGACCUGAAGUGAACUUAAAGAAAUACACAGGUUGCCUCAAAGAGAUAGAAAUUUCAAGGACCCCAUAUAACAUAUUGAGUAGUCCUGAUUUUGUUGGCCUAACCAAAGGAUGCACAUUGGAGAAUAUUUAUACAGUUAGCUUCCCCAAGCAAGGCUUUGUGGAAAUGCCACCUGUCUCCUUUGACGUGGGCACAGAAAUCAACCUCUCCUUCAGCACCAAGAAUGAGUCUGGAAUCAUUUUGUUUGGCUCAAGCGGCACAGUUGUCCCCCCCAGGAGAAAGCGCAGACAGACUGGACAGGCCUACUAUGCAGUGUUCCUGAACAGAGGUCGACUGGAAGUGCAUAUCUCUACUGGAAUCCAAGAUCCCCACAGAAUCACCAUCAGACCAGAAGCUGUCAAGUUUCAUGAUGGCAGAGCACACUCCGUGAGGAUAGAAAGAUCUAAAGGGAUGUUCAGUGUUCAAGUAGAUGAAGACAAAGUCCAGUCUCAGAGACUGCCAACAGAUCAGCCCAUCUCUGUUAGGAAACUCUUUGUCGGGGGUACUUCUUCUCAGUUUCACACUGCACCUCUCAGAAACAUACCACCAUUUGAGGGCUGUAUAUGGAAUCUCGUCAUUAACGCCACCCCCAUGGACUUCGCUCAACACGUGACCUUUGAAAAUGCAGAUAUUGGCCAAUGUCCUUUUCUGGAACCAGAGGCCAGGCCACCUGAGGAAGAAGAUAAACCAAUUCAUUCAACAGUCCUGAUCCAACCUGAGCCAGACGGAGAGAAAGAAACAGCAGAGACACCUCCUGCUAGAGUAUCUCCACCUCCUCCAACAUCUAUAUCUUCCCCUCUUGACUCACUUGCUGCUGAAAUGAAGAGCGCCAGCAUUAUACCUGCAUUUGACCCCAUGACGGAUUCGUGUGCUGCCGACACAGAACCAAGCAUUUUGGAAGGUGGCAAGCAAUUUGGUCUUUCAAGGAACAGCCAUAUUGCUAUAGCAUUUGAUGACACGAAAGUGAAAAACAGACUUACAAUUGAAUUUGAAGUCCGAACAAUGGCUGACUCUGGCUUGCUGUUUUAUAUGGCCCGCAUCAACCAUGCUGAUUUUGCUACUGUUCAGAUAAAGAAUGGACUGCCUUACUUCAGCUAUGAUCUGGGAAGUGGAGACACCAACACAAUGAUUCCCAAUAAAAUAAAUGAUGGCCAGUGGCACAAGAUAAAAGUCAUUCGAACCAAGCAAGAAGGAAACCUCAUUGUAGAUGGUGUUUCAAACAGGACUGUUAGCCCAAAAAAGGCUGAUAUAUUGGAUGUUGUGGGAAUGCUCUACGUUGGAGGACUGCCUGUAAACUACACAACUAGAAGAAUUGGUCCGGUCACCUAUAGCAUUGAUGGCUGCAUCAGAAAUUUUAAGAUGACAGAAUCACCUGUUGACCUGGAUAACCCAACUUCAAGCUUCAGUGUUGGAAAGUGCUUUGUCACUGCUCAGAAAGGAACGUACUUCGAUGGAACAGGCUUUGCCAAAACAGUUGGUGCAUACAAGGUGGGAACAGAUCUGCUUGUGGAAUUUGAAUUCCGCACAACACGAAUGAAUGGUGUGCUUCUAGGAGUCAGCAGCCAGAAAAUGGAUGGACUUGGCAUCGAAUUAGUGGAUGGAAAAGUGAUGUUUCAUGUUGACAAUGGUGCAGGCCGAUUCUCUGCUGUCUAUGAGCCUGAUGCACCAGCCAGCUUGUGUGAUGGGCAGUGGCACAAGGUUGUUGCAAACAAGAUCAAACAUCGUUUGGAGCUGACUGUGGAUGACAGACAGGUGGAUGGUAGCAGCCCAAACAGGGCCUCUACCUCAGCAGACACUAAUGACCCUGUCUUUGUCGGAGGAUAUCCCGAUGGUGUAACUCAGUUUGGGUUGACCACUAAUAUUCGUUUCAAAGGAUGUAUUCGAUCUCUGAAGCUCACCAAGGGUACUGCUAAACCUCAAGAGAUUAACUUCAGCAAAGCUCUGGAGCUGAAGGGUGUUCAGGUGUCAUGCCCUGCAAGCUAACUGUUGUUCAGCUCAUAUGGGCCUGUUCAUAUAAGCAUUUUAGAUUAAAAAAAAAAAAAACCAACAACAAACAAAAAAGCCUAUAUAUACGUUGCAUUCAUAAUAAAAUGUCUUCAUGCAAGUA